UGUGUGAGUGAAAGCAAUUGAUGGUCUCUUCAAAAAUCGCCUUCCUGGAUCCUGAUUGGUGUCGCCGCCACAGCCGCAAGGCACUGAUUGGACCAGACCAUAAUACAGCGCAGAUGAAAAUGAUUCAGACUACGGCGUUUAUAUGUUCAACAAUAUGAAACUUAGUCUUAGGUGAUUUAAAAUGACACCAAAUUUAUUUCGGAUUAUUCCAACGGCAGAAUACAAGGCGCAGGGAACUUUGAGGUGCGUAAACGCUAUUUCCAAAAUUCCAGAGGUGCGUAAACGGCGUUUACGUGCGUUUACCCUGCACUACAGCGCUGGUUGAGUUGCUUUCAUAGACGAAUGGGAAAAAUAUUCAGGCUUCAGAAAAGUUCAGAAAUGUGUUUUUAUUCACUUCCGGCACGCUAGAGGGCAGUAAGACUGUAGGCUUGACUCAAUCCGUCGAAAGCUUUAAUCGCUGAAGAAGAAUCACCGCUCUCCUGAAGGAAGACCAACUAAACAAAUCUUUAUACCUUCAGCAAAUAUUUUAGAAUACUAACCGCCUUAAUCAUCUUUUCCUUCAGUCUUCAGCUUACGAACUACGUGGAUAUCGUAAACUUGGUCAAAAUAGAUAGCUAUUGGUAGCUCACAAGGUCUUCGGCAGGGAAAGUUGUGUUGAGUGUAUGAACAUUUUUGUCUGAACAGAGAAAGCUGACAAGGUGCAGUGUUUAAUGUAAUUGCGAAAUGAGUAUGUUAAACUCGUAGGCUACAUGACAUAAUGCAGAAACUGACCGAAGACAAACUUUUACCGCGCAAAACACCCGCUGCUAGAAGCACGUUGCAGUUGGAUUCUGAGGGAGAGACGAUGGAUGAAAUUACUCAGCAUAUUGACAUGAUGAGUCACAAGCAAGCCUGCCUCGACCUGGAGAAGGCCACUCAAUUCAUCACAUAUGCAUUACAGCAUGAAGUAGGUAGGAACCAGGAGCUCUGCGUGUUGAUUCGCCGUCUAGAAGAGAAGGAGGUGGAGACUGGGCGGAGUCUGGCGGAGCAGGCGGAGUCAAACCAACAGCUGAAGCUGAAGAACGAUGAACUACAGAAACACCUGGAGGAAAAAGACAACUCACUGUCACAAGCCACCCAGACUGUGGCUUUCCUGAAGAAUGAACUAAGGGACCUGCAUCAGCAGCUGCGAAGACAGCAGAGCAAUCAUAGGACAAUUCAGGAUGUGAAUGAGUCGCUGCAGGGUGGGGAAAGCCAGUUCAAGGAUGAGCCAAUGGAGAGUUACAGCUCUCCUCUCCAAUCAGACCAGAUGACAACAGCUCAGGAGUCACUGGUCUGGUCAGAACCACUGGUCUCGUCUGAUGCCCAGAGUCCACUGGUCUUAUCGUCUCAUCAUAGUCUGCCUGUCUCAUCCAGUGCUGAAAGUCCGCUGGUCUCGUCUCACACGCUGGUCUCAGCUGAUGCUCAGAGGCCGCUGGUCUCGUCUCACACGCUGGUCUCAGCUGAUGCUCAGAGGCUGCUGGAGGCUCCUGUUUCUGGGAUUAAAGAAGAAGAUGCUGAUGAUGGAGAUGAGUACAAUCAGCCUGACAUUGCUGACCCUGGGACCGAACAGACCCCCUCCCCAGCUGAAGACAUAAAAACUGAACUGAUGCAGGAACAGGAAGACAAAUCCAGCAUACCUCUUGUCCUCUGCUCCAAAACAGACCUGUCUCCCACAGACCCCAUGUCUCUGUCUCCAGUCCUCUGCUCCAAAACAGACCUGUCUCCCACAGACCCCAUGUCUCUGUCUCCAGUCCUCUGCUCCAAAACAGACCUGUCUCCCACAGACCCCAUGUCUCUGUCUCCAGUCCUCUGCUCCAAAACAGACCUGUCUCCCACAGACCCUAUGUCUCUGGCCCGGUUAAGGAGUGUGUCAGUGGUGUUGGUGGACUACUCCAGGACACAAGGACGGCAAAGGAAGGACAAAGAGAACCAUACAGAACAGCCAGAGACCCGAAAAGGAUCAUCUCCCUCAUCCCCGGAGUUCCCAGCAGCCCCCUCCAUCUCGGGAACAGAGACAGAGAAAUGUGAAACCUACUCCUGUUCUGUGUGUGACAAAACCUUCCACUUUUGGUCUCAGUUCAGGCUUCAUCAAUAUAUUCACACAGGAAGGAGGCCUUACUGCUGCUCCCUGUGUGGCAAGAGUUUUACUCGAGAGGGAGGUCUCAAAAAACAUCAGCGCAUUCAUACUGGAGAGAGGCCGUACCACUGUACUCAGUGUGGCAAGAGUUUUACUCGAGAGGGACAUCUCAAACAACAUCAGCGCCUUCACACUGGAGAGAGGCCGUACCACUGUACUCGGUGUAGCAAGAGUUUUAUUCAAGAGGGAAAUCUCAAACAACACCAGCACGUUCACACAGGAGAGAGGCCGUACCACUGUACUCAGUGUGGCAAGAGCUUCACUGUAGAGGGAAGUCUCAAACGACAUCAGCUCGUUCACACAGGAGAGAGGCCGUACCACUGUACUCUGUGUGGAAAGAGUUUUACUCAAAAGGGAAAUCUUACAAUACACAAGCGCAUUCACACAGCCAUUGGAAGAGCUGGUUUAAACACAGAAGGCAGAAUCUGAAGAAUUGUCCCAAGUGAUAAGCCAUUGGAAGAGCUGAUAGAAUUCUGUAAAUGCUUAGAAAAGGUGCUUCAGUGCUUCCUUUCUGAUCUCCUUUAGCAUUGGGUACACUAGACCAGUGGUCACCAACCUUUUUUGGCCAAAGAUCACAACCUCUGCCUUGGUGACAGGCAAGAUCUACCUAUUGAGGCGUUGAGAAAAAAAGA
This is a messenger RNA of Clupea harengus (Atlantic herring), 2790 nucleotides long. RefSeq names its product zinc finger protein 239-like. The transcript is spliced from 9 exons. The record is from RefSeq and is a predicted model, not a curated record. Bases 758 to 2587 code for a protein of 609 amino acids. Lineage: Eukaryota; Metazoa; Chordata; Actinopteri; Clupeiformes; Clupeidae.